Tribolium madens (black flour beetle) is the source of this 828-nucleotide messenger RNA. RefSeq lists its product as uncharacterized. The record is from RefSeq and is a predicted model, not a curated record. The transcript is spliced from 4 exons. Lineage: Eukaryota; Metazoa; Arthropoda; Insecta; Coleoptera; Tenebrionidae. The coding region runs from base 33 to 797 and encodes 254 amino acids.
UCAACGUGACAUCGUACCAAUCACUUUUUUUUAUGUCGAAUAAGAUCGAUUUAAAAAUGCGCGCCAAAAACUCAGUGCCUCAACCCCGUCUAGUUUUCAUUACUCCGUCCACUUAUUCGAAUAAAGUGUUAAUAGGGCCUUGGGUUUACGACCGUCUCAAUGCCCAGUACAGCCCCCAAGAGUACAAAGACCACAUUACGACAUAUCGGGACCAUUUUCAACAAAAACAAAACUCAAGAAGCGACCUUACGGCAGUUUGGGACCAAAAACUAAAAUCUGAAGACAGUAAUUUCAUUCCACAAACCGGGCGGAGCGACUUUCCCAAUUACUUUGAUAAUUUUUCUAGCAUGUAUGACUUGUCGUUUAAUCAUUUUCCCAAGUGUGUGAACGAGAAUUUGGUGAGGAAACGCUUGAGGAAUGGUCACUAUAUACCACUUGAGGAGUAUUUACCGACUUUUGGCAAUAUGACCCAAACUGGCCUCGUCGAGUACAAAAAAGAGAAAUGGGAGUGUGAAUCGCAAGACCCACGACAGAAUCAAAUCACCCACUAUACCGACAAUUACGCAGCCCCCGAGCUCAAUGCUUACAAAUUUAAGCGAUUUGCGAUUCCCCUGACCAAUUCGUCCAUAAUGGACGCCACCAACUUGACAACGGUUGCCCUAAACCUAAGAAACCGACCAUCGUGUAAAGUGGUAUCCCCACAAGACUUGGUACCUGUCCCCAGACCCAGUCAUUUCAACCCAAUCACGUGGGAGUGCAUACCAGAAACACCACAAGUUUCAAAAAAAUGUAUUUAAAACAAAUACAGCUUAAUCUCAAACAAUUAAA